Messenger RNA from Spizellomyces punctatus DAOM BR117, 1482 nucleotides. RefSeq names its product pyruvate kinase. The transcript has 13 exons. Bases 1 to 1482 code for a protein of 493 amino acids. The record is from RefSeq and is a predicted model, not a curated record. Lineage: Eukaryota; Fungi; Chytridiomycota; Chytridiomycetes; Spizellomycetales; Spizellomycetaceae. Gene Ontology annotation, cellular component: cytoplasm. Gene Ontology annotation, biological process: glycolytic process. Gene Ontology annotation, molecular function: pyruvate kinase activity; potassium ion binding; magnesium ion binding.
AUGGUCGCCUUCUCCAGACGCAUUCAUCCAGCACACUUGGAUGCCAACUCGUCCGACAUUUUGCGGACAAAGGUGGUCUGCACUAUCGGUCCAGCGUCAUGCUCAAAAGAAAUGAUUGGGAAGCUCGUGGAGGCCGGCAUGAACAUUGCUCGGUUGAACCUGAGUCACUGUACUCAAGAGUUUGCGACACAAGUGAUUAGCGAUAUUCGAACUUAUCUUCAGGAGAGUGGAAGUACCGCUGAGGUGGCAACCUGGCUGGAUAUCAAUGGGCCCAAAGUUAGGAGUGGAAGAUUGGUGAAUGGCGAGCCUGUGCAGUUAAUAGCUGGCGACGACUUUUAUUUUGUGAAUGAUGCAGACCUUUUGGGGGAUAACACAAGGAUUUCUACAAGCUACACGAAAGAGCUAGUAAAAGUGGGAGACAAGAUGUACAUUGACGACGGACUGCUGUCAUUUACCGUCGUGGAACGUUUGGAGGAUUCGAUUCGGUGCAAGGUGGACAACACCGGAAUCUUGGGGGAAAAUAAGGGUAUCAACUUCCCAAGUCAUGUCAUUGAGGACCUUCCAGCCGUUAGUGACAAGGAUAAGGCCGAUAUUUCGUACGCAAUGGCGCAGAAUGUGGACUUUAUAUCUGUUUCAUGUAUUCGGAACAUUGACGAUGUGGAGGAAGUGAGAUUGCUGCUCGGCAAUCACAAGGUAAAGCUUUUGGCGAAGAUCGAGAACAAACGGGGCAUGGACAACUUUGAAAGUAUUUUGAAAAUGGCCGACGGGAUUGUCAUCGAUCGUGGUUAUCUUGGCGCAGAGGUUGAUGUGGACUUGGUGACUGUUGCCCAAAAGAAGAUGAUUAGUAUGGCGAAUGUGGCAGGCAAGCCGAUCCUGGUGGCGAACCAAAUGCUUGAAUCGAUGAGAACCAAUCCCAGACCAUCACGAUCUGAAGCAGCCGAUGUAGCCAACGCGGUUAUGGAUGGCGUGGAUGGAUUGGUCCUCUCUGGUGAAACUGCAAUCGGUGAAUACGUUUUGGAAUCCGUAGACUCGAUGCGCAGAAUAGCCUACCAGGCCGAAAAGAAUACCAACUACUUGGAGUAUCAAGUCAAAACCAUGCGCAGUAUUCCAAAGCCUAUCCCUGUGUCGGAGAGUAUCGCUUCUUCUGCGGUUCUUGCAGCUCGGCAAGUGGAUGCUGCCAUCAUUGUCUGCAUUACGGAGCUUGGAGGAACUGCCCGUUUGGUUGCCAAGUACCGCCCACAGAUUCCAGUGGUGGCGGCCACUCUGAUUCCGCAAACGGCACGACAACUGAAUGUGAACUUUGGGCUGGUUCCCUACUACCACACAGGAACUGCGGAUACUGUGAUUCCUGAUACACUAAAGUAUGCCGUGGAGCUGGGUUUGUGUCAACCAGGGCAAGUUGCAGUUGUGACGUCCGGUCAGCACAUUGGAUUCUUGGAAGGCACCACUACCAAAAUGCAACUCUUGCAAAUCCCUGCUUAG